Molecule: messenger RNA, 1516 nt
Organism: Myotis lucifugus (little brown bat)
Lineage: Eukaryota; Metazoa; Chordata; Mammalia; Chiroptera; Vespertilionidae
Product: rho guanine nucleotide exchange factor 10-like protein
Exons: 8
Coding region: 124-1011 (295 amino acids)
Biological process (GO): SREBP signaling pathway; positive regulation of stress fiber assembly; actin cytoskeleton organization
Cellular component (GO): cytosol
Molecular function (GO): guanyl-nucleotide exchange factor activity
Source: RefSeq, a predicted model, not a curated record
CCGAGCUCUCGGCCCGAGCAGGUGGUCCGGAGGCACAUCCUGGGCUCCAUCGUGCAGAGCGAAGGCAGCUACGUGGAGUCUUUGAAGCGGGUCCUCCAGGAUUACCGCAACCCGCUGGUGGAGAUGGAGCCCAAGGCGCUGAGCCUCCGCAAGUGCCAGGUGGUGUUCUUCCGCGUGAAGGAGAUCCUGCACUGCCACUCCAUGUUCCAGAUCGCCCUGUCCUCCCGCGUGGCCGAGUGGGACGCCUCCGAGAAGAUCGGGGACCUCUUCGUGGCUUCGUUCUCCAAGUCCAUGGUGCUCGACGUGUAUAGCGACUACGUGAACAACUUCACCAACGCCAUGUCCAUCAUCAAGAAGGCCUGUCUCACCAAGCCCGCUUUCCUCGAGUUCCUCAAGCGGCGGCAGGUGUGUAGCCCCGACCGCGUCACGCUCUACGGGCUGAUGGUGAAGCCCAUCCAGAGGUUCCCGCAGUUCAUCCUCCUGCUUCAGGACAUGCUGAAGAACACCCCCAGGGGCCACCCGGACAGGCUCUCGCUGCAGCUGGCCCUCACAGAGCUGGAGACGCUGGCCGAGAAGCUCAAUGAGCAGAAGCGGCUCGCUGACCAGGUGGCCGAGAUCCAGCAGCUGACCAAGAGCGUCAGCGACCGCAGCAGCCUCAACAAGCUGUUGACCUCGGGCCAGAGGCAGCUGCUCCUCUGUGAGACGCUGACGGAGACGGUAUACGGUGACCGCGGGCAGCUGAUCAAGUCCAAGGAGCGCAGGGUCUUCCUGCUCAACGACAUGCUGGUCUGCGCCAACAUCAACUUCAAGCCUGCCAACCACAGGGGCCAGCUGGAGAUCAGCAGCCUGGUGCCCCUGGGGCCCAAGUACGUGGUGAAGUGGAACACGGCGCUGCCCCAGGUGCAGGUGGUGGAGGUGGGCCAGGAGGGGCGGCUCCUACGACAAGGACAACGUGCUCAUCCAGCACGCCGGCGCCAAGAAGUCCUCUGCCUCGGGCCAGGCUCAGAGUGAGUACCGCCCGCUGCUGCCCGGGGAGCACCUGCUCAGGCUCCAGGGCCCAUCCGGGGGCCCCCAGGCCACUGGGCCACUGGGCCCAGAGCUCUUGCUGGUUUACAGCCCCACAAACCCACACCCACACCCCAACCUCUGUGAGUACACGCACAUCCCACAGCCACACCUGCACACACUGGACAGGCGCUCCCGGCCCUGCCCACUCCAGCCCCACGUGCCCUCGCACACACGUGUGCACACACGUGCCUGCACAGGCAAUGACUUUGAGUCAGGAAGCGUGACUUCCAGUCCCGCCUGGGCAUUGCCUGCCUCCCUGAGUGAUGUGGGCAGGUGUCACCUCCUCUCUGUGCCUCAGUUUGUCCCUCCGGACAGCCAGGGUCUCAGGUGACACUAAUCCUGCCCCUACACCCUCAGGGACCAGGUUAGGGCUUCCUGGCUCUGCUGGGUCCUCCUUCCCCUGUCCUGACCAUCCGCAGGCUUGUUUCUGUCUACUUGCCUUUACUCA